AUGAAUGUUAUAGGAGUAUGUGUGUCAGUAGUUUGUGUUGGGGUGAUAAUUGGUACCUUCGGGUUAGACCAAACGACACAGCCCGGGGGUAACGGCGCCCAUGUGGUGGAGGCUGUUGUCUCCAGGAUCCGGGAGUCUUGCCUGUAUGCGGACGACAAAGGCUUCCUAAGACGACUUGCAUACGUCCAAUCAUAUGACGGAACGGACCCAAAGACGUACCGUCCUGGUUUUGAUGGUGGCAUAUGGCAGUUAAGCCUUGCUAAAUUCCUGGAAACGAAAUACAGUAAUCAGCUGCUCAAGGAGUAUGACCUGCUUGCCGAGAAGUUCAACAUAGACUGGGGUGCGGUAAACUGGGUGGAUCUGAGGAAGCCACUGUACUCUGGAAUAGCUGCCGCUCUCUAUACAAAGAUACACGGAGGAGUGGGCUGGCGGGUCGAGGACCAGGCUCAGUUUUUUUCCAACUAUUUUCUGAGUAUGGGUGGAAACAACUUCACUAAUCUAGCCGAACUCCUAGCCGAAGGAUGUUCAAACACAAAGAAGAUCGACCUGGUAUUUGUCAUGGAUCAGUCAAACAGUUUAUCACUAGACGACAACAUAAGAUCAAAAAUGUUCAUUCAGGACAUCGUCAAUGACUUUCCGGUGUCUCCAGACAAAACCAGGGUCGCUAUGGUGACGUACUCAACACAUGCUGUAACGCGGUUUUAUCUGAACACAUACGGCAGCAAAAGUGACGUGUCCACAGCUAUAGACAAUAUACCCUUCGAUAGCGGUACUACUGCCACAGACGAAGCACUCAACAAAGCACUGACGGACGUCUUCCAGAAUUCCCAUGGAAGCCGGGCGGAUGCGGUGAAGGUCCUUAUCGUGAUUACAGACGGUGUAUCCAAUGACCGGCUGAACACUAUGCAUUCUGCUGAGGCAAUACACGCCAAUAAUAUUGUCACUUUCACAAUUGGGGUAGGCAGCCAUAUCAAUCACGCCGAGCUCAACACCAUAGCCACGAGUCCAUCCUGUACACACGUGAUGACGGUGUCAGGUUUCACCGACCUGACGGCGCUGAAACAAGAGAUCCAAGAGAAGACCUGUAAAGCUCCCUUAUAUAUUAAAAUGAACCACACCUACACAUGUGUGAUGGAGGAGUGUCCUUCACUUGCUGUCAUUACGCCACCAGGAGGUGUUACAGUGGAGACUAACGUGACCUGCGGUAAAAUAACAUUAUUCACGGCCUUCGGAACUCCAUUCCCCGGAAAUUCUUACUACGAAACGAUCUCUCAAACCGAGGCUGCCGAACUAGGAAUCAAGUUCCGAAAUACCACCACUACCCAGACACUCUUCAUGAGUCUAGAGGAUGCACUCAAACUGACCAAUGGGACCAGAGGUUGUAGCAUCAAUGUGACGCCGUACACUGGAGACCAUCGUGACCAUGAGAUAAAGUGCUACCAGAAUGGUGUACAAAUCAAGUGUCCAGAUGACUGCAAAGAACAUUGGGGAUAUGGCAACAUCUGCACGAAGGAAACCCUACUUGCCGGAAUAACUAAAUUUCCACACCCUAAUGAGCCUACCAAGUACCUUGAGUGCGACAACCAGGGCAAACUGUAUGUUGUACAGUGUCCACAAAAUGAAUCCUAUUACGACGCGUGUAAGCAAUGUGUUGGAGGUGACACGCCUUGUGUUACUCAUGGAAAGCCGCUGUCCACAACACUCGCAAAUCCUUGUUCAGUGGAAGCAAUCUUAGCGAAUAAGUUUUUCUUCACUUAUCCGUCUGAUGUGACCAAGUACAUCCAUUGCGACGUGUGGGGCAAAGCGUGGGUCCGACCGUGUCCUCAGGGAGAAGAAUGGGACCAACAUGAGUUGACCUGUAUCGUCCCCUCAAACUUUGCUAAUCCUUGUCGUAUGAGAGCCCCGGACGAUCCGUUACUGUACACGUACCCAUGUGACCCAACUAUGUACAUUCAGUGUGACCUCUGGCAUGAAUCGUUCCAACGUCAGUGUAACCCGCCAAAUUUCUACUUUCAACAAUCAUCACAGUCAUGCGUAAAUCCAAACACGUUUGUACCUCCUACAGCUGCUCCUGGAGCAUGUGACGGGGCGCCAGCUGCAGUCACUAACCCUUCCGCCCAGGGGCCAGGGUCACCAACUGCCGGAUUUCCUAUUGGUUACACACCAUCAGUGACUGGAGCAUAUCCUUUCUGUGGAAACUGUCCCGUGUUCACAGCGCCCUGUGACGAGAACCAUAUUCGCGAAAUGAAGCUGUACUUCCCUGUUCUUGGUGACCGUCAUCACUACAUCCAAUGCGACCUGACCGGACACAUGUACCUGCAGUCGUGUACCAACAGUGGACUGGACUUUUUUGAUCCCAUCACCUCCACGUGUGUCGAUGGUAGUCUGGCUAUCGACAAUCAGAUCGGCGGCUGA
Molecule: messenger RNA, 2415 nt
Organism: Ylistrum balloti
Lineage: Eukaryota; Metazoa; Mollusca; Bivalvia; Pectinida; Pectinidae
Exons: 8
Coding region: 1-2415 (804 amino acids)
Cellular component (GO): extracellular region
Molecular function (GO): chitin binding
Source: RefSeq, a predicted model, not a curated record